This is a messenger RNA of Agelaius phoeniceus (red-winged blackbird), 1212 nucleotides long. RefSeq names its product solute carrier family 35 member G1 (gene SLC35G1). Gene Ontology annotation, cellular component: plasma membrane; endoplasmic reticulum membrane. Gene Ontology annotation, biological process: calcium ion export across plasma membrane; regulation of cytosolic calcium ion concentration. NCBI's taxonomy places the organism in Eukaryota, Metazoa, Chordata, Aves, Passeriformes, Icteridae. The record is from RefSeq and is a predicted model, not a curated record.
AUGCGCAGGAGGGCAGGUGUCGCCGGCAGCCGAGGGCCGCCGGGAGCAUCGUGGCAGUCCGCGAACCUCAUGGUGCUGUGUCAGGGCGGAGAGGGCGACGCUGCUCCGGCAGCGGCCGGGCAGGAGCCUGAGGUGCCGCCGGGCCGGGAGGAUGGGCCGGGUGCGGUGCAGCCGUACCCGGCGCCCGGCGUCGAGGCGGCGGGUGCCGAGGAGCGCCGCGGUUGUGGCUGCUGCUCGGGCAUGUCGUGGCCGUUCUGCUGCGAGGCACCUGGGGCAAAGAGGAAAGCUACGUGCCCAGGACUUGGUCUGUUUUAUACCAUACUAUCUGCCUUCCUUUUCUCAGUGGCCUCUUUAUUUCUUAAAAAAAUAGAAGAUGUACAUUCAGUGGAAGUGAGUGCAUUUCGAUGUGUUUUCCAAAUGGCAUUUGUUCUUCCUGGUUUAAUAUACUACAAAACAGGGUUUUUGGGACCAAAAGGUAAAAGAAUUUUUCUUUUCUUCCGAGGAUUCCUUGGCUCUACUGCAAUGAUUCUUCUCUACUACGCUUACCAAGUCAUGCCGCUAGCUGAUGCCACUGUUAUAACUUUUACCAGUCCUGUUUUUACAUCAUUGCUGGCAUGGAUCUUUCUCAAAGAGAAAUACAGCCUUUGGGAUGUUCUGUUCACUCUCUUUGCAGUCACUGGAGUGAUUCUUAUUGCCAGACCACCAUUUCUGUUUGGCUCACGUGUUGCAGGGAUUGAAGGAAGUUACUCAGAUCACCUUAAAGGAACCAUAGCAGCGAUUGCAAGCACGAUAUCUGCAGCUUCGACUAUUGUUAUACUAAGGAAGGUGGGAAAGUCUGUGCAUUAUUUUUUGUCAAUUUGGUAUUAUGCAGUCAUUGGAUUAAUUGGAUGUGUUAUAGCAUUGUUUGUUUUGAAUGAAUGGCGUUUACCACAUUGUGGCAGAGAUAGGGUUUUUCUAAUAUUAAUAGGCUUGUUAGGGUUGGGGGGUCAGAUAUUUCUCACAAAAGCAUUACAGAUAGAGAAAGCUGGACCUGUAUCAAUAAUGAGAACAAUGGAUGUGGUGUUUGCUUUUAUUUUACAAGUUCUUUUUCUCAAUCAUAUACCAACUUGGUGGACUGUGGGUGGUGGCCUUUGUGUAGUAGCCAGUAGUUCCGGAACCGCCAUUCGUAAGUGGAGACACAGUGUGAAAAAAGCUAAACAGAGGGAAAUCUAA